AUGCUCUCGUGGCUUUUACUCAUCAACCUUGCGCUUGCUUACGUUUCCCGGCCUGAGCUUGACCCUCCCAAGCUCGAUAUCAAGACCAAUACCGGUAAGAAGGAAGGGUUCUUGUUUGUUGGCCCCUAUGCCGGCGGUUUGACUCAACCUGGCGGCUACAUCUACGACUACAACGGUGAAAUCGUGUGGCUGGGGUGGGGCCGUGUCGCAGGGUGGGCUGGCAACCUCCAAGUGACUGAGUACAAAGGACAAACGGUGCUCCAACUGACAGAUUUGAGGUUUAACAACGGCUGGGGUCAAGGCCACGUCAAGAUCUUAAGCGAAGACUAUAAGACAGUGGCGGAAGUGUUCCCUGGUAACCACCGGUUAAUCGAUAUUCACGAGUUCAGAAUCGUCAGCGACCACUCGGCGGUGUUGACGGUGUACGAGCCGACCAACCACGACCUUCUGAGCGUCGGCGGCUCCACCAACGGGUGGUUGCUUGAGCUGAUCUUCCAGGAGGUCGACUUGAACCUGGGCGAUGUGAUCUUUGAGUGGAAGGCGCUGGACCACGUCAAGCUCAGCGACUCGUUAGUCGACCGUGGCAGCAAGGGUGACACUCAAUUCAACGGAUGGGACUACUUCCACAUCAACUCGGUGGACAAAGACGGCGACGACUACGUGAUUUCAUCGCGCCACUACUCGACAAUCUACAAAAUUGACGGUAAGACGGGCGAUAUCAUCUGGAAACUUGUGGGUAACCAGGCUAAGGUGAAGCUGGACUUUAACCAGGAUUUCAACUUCGACAAGCAGCACGACGCCCGCAUCCACGGCGGCCAGCUCUCGCUUUUCGAUAAUGGUGUCAACACCAGCGACCGCAGUCACGGCAAGAUCGUCGACUUGGACCAGGACAACAAGAAGGCCACCCUCAAAACUGACGUCACCUCGCCGGAUAAGGUCACCGCUACUUCUCAAGGGAACUUGCAAGUGUUGGAUGACGGUUUACUCGUCAACUGGGGGUCUGCUGGUGCCGUCACCAAAUUUGAUCUGAACAACCAAGUGGUAUUCCACGCCACGUUGCCAGCCAACGCCCAAAGUUACCGCGGGUUCCAGUUUGACUGGCAAGGUACCCUGAGCGAAGCUGUCGCCGUGGGGGUCAGCUCGGGCAAAGUGUACGUGUCGUGGAACGGUGACACCAAGGUGAGAGAGUGGGCGGUGCUUUCGGGCGACUCCAAGGUGGCUCUGGCUAAGCGCCAAGGGUUUGAAACCGAAAUCGACUACGGCACUAAAGGCACCUACGUCGUCGCUGGCUACGAUGGCCAAGGUAACUUAUUGGGCAAGUCCCUGCAAUUCACCAUUUGA
Molecule: messenger RNA, 1341 nt
Organism: Diutina rugosa
Lineage: Eukaryota; Fungi; Ascomycota; Pichiomycetes; Serinales; Debaryomycetaceae
Product: arylsulfotransferase family protein
Exons: 1
Coding region: 1-1341 (446 amino acids)
Source: RefSeq, a predicted model, not a curated record